Pongo pygmaeus (Bornean orangutan) is the source of this 6016-nucleotide messenger RNA. RefSeq names its product kinesin family member 16B (gene KIF16B). The transcript has 23 exons. Gene Ontology annotation, molecular function: ATP binding; phosphatidylinositol binding; microtubule motor activity. The record is from RefSeq and is a predicted model, not a curated record. Bases 205 to 5826 code for a protein of 1873 amino acids. Gene Ontology annotation, biological process: microtubule-based movement. NCBI's taxonomy places the organism in Eukaryota, Metazoa, Chordata, Mammalia, Primates, Hominidae.
AUGGAUCACGCGGGCCGGAGCCGCUCUGGGCAUGCUCAGUGGCCUGGCAGGUGGGGCCGCCGCGGAACUCCAGGUCCGGCCGGGAGCAGAGGGGCGGGGGCGAGAGGGAACUGGGCGGGAGCCGCGAUCUGAGUCGCCAGUGUCGCCGGCGACCGCGGAGUUCUGGGCUGGUGGGACCCCGCGCGGGCUGGUUCGGGAUGAGCGAUGGCAUCGGUCAAGGUGGCCGUGAGGGUCCGGCCCAUGAAUCGCAGGGAAAAGGACUUGGAGGCCAAGUUCAUUAUUCAGAUGGAGAAAAGCAAAACAACAAUCACAAACUUAAAGAUACCAGAAGGAGGCACUGGGGACUCAGGAAGAGAACGAACCAAGACCUUCACCUAUGACUUUUCUUUUUAUUCUGCUGAUACAAAAAGCCCAGAUUACGUUUCACAAGAAAUGGUUUUCAAAACCCUCGGCACAGAUGUCGUGAAGUCUGCAUUUGAAGGUUAUAAUGCUUGUGUCUUUGCAUAUGGGCAAACUGGAUCUGGAAAGUCAUACACUAUGAUGGGAAAUUCUGGAGAUUCUGGCUUAAUACCUCGGAUCUGUGAAGGGCUCUUCAGUCGGAUAAAUGAAACCACCAGAUGGGAUGAAGCUUCUUUUCGAACUGAAGUCAGCUACUUAGAAAUUUAUAACGAACGUGUGAGAGAUCUACUUCGGCGGAAGUCAUCUAAAACCUUCAAUUUGAGAGUCCGUGAGCAUCCCAAAGAAGGCCCUUAUGUUGAGGAUUUAUCCAAACAUUUAGUACAGAAUUAUGGUGACGUAGAAGAACUUAUGGAUGCGGGCAAUAUCAACCGGACCACCGCAGCGACUGGGAUGAACGACGUCAGUAGCAGGUCUCAUGCCAUCUUCACCAUCAAGUUCACUCAGGCUAAAUUUGAUUCUGAAAUGCCAUGUGAAACCGUCAGUAAGAUCCACUUGGUUGAUCUUGCCGGAAGUGAGCGUGCAGAUGCCACCGGAGCCACCGGGGUUAGGCUCAAGGAAGGGGGAAAUAUUAACAAGUCCCUCGUGACUCUGGGGAACGUCAUUUCUGCCUUAGCUGAUUUAUCUCAGGAUGCUGCAAACACUCUUGCAAAGAAGAAGCAAGUUUUUGUGCCUUACAGGGAUUCUGUGUUGACUUGGUUGUUAAAAGAUAGCCUUGGAGGAAACUCUAAAACUAUCAUGAUUGCCACCAUUUCACCUGCUGAUGUCAAUUAUGGAGAAACCCUAAGUACUCUUCGCUAUGCAAAUAGAGCCAAAAACAUCAUCAACAAGCCUACCAUUAAUGAGGAUGCCAACGUCAAACUUAUCCGUGAGCUGCGAGCUGAAAUAGCCAGACUGAAAACGCUGCUUGCUCAAGGGAAUCAGAUUGCCCUCUUAGACUCCCCCACAGCUUUAAGUAUGGAGGAAAAACUUCAGCAGAAUGAAGCAAGAGUUCAAGAAUUGACCAAGGAAUGGACAAAUAAGUGGAAUGAAACCCAAAAUAUUUUGAAAGAACAAACUCUAGCCCUCAGGAAAGAAGGGAUUGGAGUUGUUUUGGAUUCUGAACUGCCUCAUUUGAUUGGCAUCGAUGAUGACCUUUUGAGUACUGGAAUCAUCUUAUAUCAUUUAAAGGAAGGUCAGACAUAUGUUGGUAGAGACGAUGCUUCCACAGAGCAAGAUAUUGUUCUUCAUGGCCUUGACUUGGAGAGUGAGCAUUGCAUCUUUGAAAAUAUCGGGGGGACAGUGACUCUGAUACCCCUGAGUGGGUCCCAGUGCUCUGUGAAUGGUGUUCAGAUCGUGGAGGCCACACAUCUAAAUCAAGGUGCUGUGAUUCUCUUGGGAAGAACCAAUAUGUUUCGCUUUAACCAUCCAAAGGAAGCUGCCAAGCUCAGGGAGAAGAGGAAGAGUGGCCUUCUGUCCUCCUUCAGCUUGUCCAUGACCGACCUCUCGAAGUCCCGUGAGAACUUGUCUGCCGUCAUGUUGUAUAACCCCGGACUUGAAUUUGAGAGGCAACAGCGUGAAGAACUUGAAAAAUUAGAAAGUAAAAGGAAACUCAUAGAAGAAAUGGAGGAAAAGCAGAAAUCAGACAAGGCUGAACUGGAGCGGAUGCAGCAGGAGGUGGAGACCCAGCGCAAGGAGACAGAAAUCGUGCAGCUCCAGAUUCGCAAGCAGGAGGAGAGCCUCAAACGCCGCAGCUUCCACAUCGAGAACAAGCUAAAGGAUUUACUUGCUGAGAAGGAAAAAUUUGAAGAGGAGAGGCUGAGGGAACAGCAGGAAAUCGAGCUGCAGAAGAAGAGACAAGAAGAAGAGACAUUUCACCGCGUCCAAGAAGAACUCCAACGACUCAAAGAACUCAACAACAACGAGAAGGCUGAGAAGUUUCAGAUAUUUCAAGAACUGGACCGGCUCCAAAAGGAAAAAGAUGAACAGUAUGCCAAGCUUGAACUGGAAAAAAAGAGACUAGAGGAGCAAGAGAAGGAGCAGGUCAUGCUCGUGGCCCAUCUGGAAGAGCAGCUCCGAGAGAAGCAGGAGAUGAUCCAGCUCCUGCGGCGCGGGGAGGUGCAGUGGGUGGAAGAGGAGAAGAGGGACCUGGAAGGCAUUCGGGAAUCCCUCUUGCGGGUGAAGGAGGCUCGUGCUGGAGGGGAUGAAGAUGGCGAGGAGUUAGAAAAGGCUCAACUGCGUUUCUUCGAAUUCAAGAGAAGGCAGCUUGUCAAGCUAGUGAACUUGGAGAAGGACCUGGUCCAGCAGAAAGACCUCCUGAAAAAAGAAGUCCAAGAAGAACAGGAGAUCCUAGAGUGUUUAAAAUGUGAACAUGACAAAGAAUCUAGAUUGUUGGAAAAACAUGAUGAGAGUGUCACAAAUGUCACGGAAGUGACUCAAGGUUUCGAGAAAAUAAAGCCAGUGGAGUACAGGCUUCAAUAUAAAGAACGCCAGCUACAGUACCUCCUGCAGAAUCACUUGCCAACUCUGUUGGAAGAAAAGCAGAGAGCAUUUGAAAUUCUUGACAGAGGCCCUCUCAGCUUAGACAACACUCUUUAUCAAGUAGAAAAGGAAAUGGAAGAAAAAGAAGAACAGCUUGCACAGUACCAGGCCAAUGCAAGCCAGCUGCAAAAGCUCCAAGCCACCUUUGAAUUCACUGCCAACAUUGCGCGUCAAGAGGAAAAAGUGAGGAAAAAGGAAAAGGAGAUUUUGGAGUCCAGAGAGAAGCAGCAGAGAGAGGCGCUGGAGCGGGCCCUGGCCAGGCUGGAGAGGAGACAUUCUGCGCUGCAGAGGCGCUCCACCCUGGGCAUGGAGAUUGAAGAGCAGAGGCAGAAACUUGCCAGUCUGAACAGUGGCAGCAGAGAGCAGACAGGGCUCCAGGCUAGCCUGGAGGCUGAGCAGGAAGCCCUGGAGAAGGACCAGGAGAGGUUAGAAUAUGAAAUCCAGCAGCUGAAACAGAAGAUUUAUGAGGUCGAUGGUGUUCAAAAAGGUCAUCAUGGGACCCUGGAAGGGAAAGUGGCUUCUUCCAGCUUGCCAGUCAGUGCCGAAAAAUCACACCUGGUUCCCCUCAUGGAUGCCAGGAUCAAUGCUUACAUUGAAGAAGAAGUCCAAAGACGCCUUCAGGAUUUGCAUCGUGUGAUUAGUGAAGGCUGCAGUACAUCUGCUGACAUGAUGAAGGAUAAUGAGAAACUUCACAAUGGCACCAUUCAACGUAAACUAAAAUAUGAGAAAAGGCAGUUUUGCCCAGCAUGGUAUCUUGUCCCACGUCUGCCCAGAGAUGCCACUGACACUUCCAGCCUCAUUAGAGAGGAGAGGAGGGAGGUGGAUCAGAAUGACCACUGGGAUCAUCCCAUGCUGUGGAGCGUCUCAGGCUCUAAAACAACUUCCUCAGCAUCACAAGAGAGAACUCACCAGCAAAGGGAUCAGUCCUCAGUACCCGAGGUAUUCCAGGACAGUGAAAACAAAUAUUGUCAUCCAGAGCAUGCUGGCCAUUUUGAACCAAAAUGUUUUAAUCUACCUAAAAUCUCUUUUCUUAAUGAAAGUAACACCGAUGACGCAGAAGAUUUUCAGAGUAAGUCAGAAAAUUUCAGUGAGCUGAUGACUCAUAAAGAUGAACACAGCUUGAGAGUCAAGUCCAGUUGGACUUUGCUGCAGCAUACGUCCGAAGAAGUGUCUAUAAAUAGUGGAGGCAAGCAGGCCAGGCAAGGCAAGGUGCUCUGCUUGGUUCUGUCUGAAGGCAUUUCCCAUGAGGAGAGAGCAUCCUGCAGUGCCCCGCAGAGCGUACUGGCCUCUGAGUUUUAUAGUGAGCAGCAAGGUGAGGAAGAGUUGGAUGCUAAAAAAAUGAGCUCAUCAGAGUCACUGAUAAAUAUCAGAACAGAAGGAAACAAUGGACUGGGAUAUUUUUACCACAAGUUCUCAGACCUUUAUAAAGAUACCAGCAGUCACCUGCUUCAGGCUGGCACAAAGGUGAUCAGCCAAGCUAGGCUUGUGGGGAGUCUGUGUGCUCCGAGGGGGCUCCCCUCCCAGGUAACAACAUUUGUCAGAAGCGUGCCAUUCCUGAAGCACUUAGCCCCACACAUGCCCUUGAAGAUUGACAUGCAGUCAACAGAAUCUCAUUCACCGGAAGCUCGGGUCGGCAGCAGCGAGAGCGAAGCUGCAGGGAGCCUGAGGCCAGCAGAGGGUGCGGUGCCUUACUGGGCCUCCGUCUUUGCAGCUGCAGGUUUACCAGGUUCCUCGCCAAGCUCAGUUUUUCGCCUUGAAUAUGAAGAUGCUAGAAAGAGCUCUGCAUUUAAGCAGAGCCUUGUGCAAUUCCCGGACCAAAUGCUGAAACUGCAAGAGUGCCCUUUAAAAGACCUACUUAGGCAUGUGACUUGUUCUCUACCAGAACCUUUGGGCAACAUGAACGAAGUCAAAGGCAUUUACUGGCUUGCUGUUGCUACCUGCACAGCACCUGACCCUCAGCCAGCGUGUUUGCUCCUGCUUCAGUCAACUUUAUAUGCUUUGGUCCUGUCAGAUAAUCUCCUUGGCUCAAUGAGCAUUUUUCAUGCUCUACCUCUCUCUGGUCUACAGGAGAUUCAGAUUGGCUUUGGUGGACAGAGUAUUCGAUUCCUGAGCUCUGCAGAGGGUCUUCUGCUCACUGCGUUCAGUUACAACAAAUACCUCUCUCAACAGCUGUGUCGUGACCUCCUGUGUGUCCUGAUGCCAGAGCCUGAUGCCGCUGCCUGCGCUAAUCAUCCCUUGCUCCAGCAAGAUCUGGUUCAGCUUUCUCUUGAUUGGAAAACAGAAAUCCCUGAUUUAGUUUUGCCAAAUGGAGUUCAGGUGUCAUCCAAAUUCCAGACUACCUUGGUUGACAUGAUUUACUUUCUUCAUGGAAAUAUGGAAGUCAAUGUCCCUUCCCUGGCAGAAGUUCAGUUACUGCUCUACACAACAGUGAAAGUCAUGGGUGACUCUGGCCGUGACCAGUGCCAGUCGCUAGUCCUUCUGAACACCCACAUUGCACUGGUGAAGGAAGACUGUGUUUUUUAUCCACGCAUUCGAUCUCAAAACAUACCUCCUCCGGGUGCACAAUUUGAUGUGAUCAAAUGCCAUGCUUUAAGUGAAUUCAGGUGUGUUGUUGUUCCAGAAAAGAAAAAUAUGUCAACAGUAGAACUAGUCUUCUUACAGAAACUCAAACCUUCAGUAGGUUCCAGAAAUAGUCCACCUGAGCACCUUCAGGAAGUCCCAGAUGUCCAGUUGUUCACCACCCCAUUGUAUCUUCAAGGCAGUCAGAAUGUCGCACCUGAGGUCUGGAAACUUACUUUCAAUUCUCAAGAUGAGGCUCUUUGGCUAAUCUCACAUUUGACAAGACUCUAAGGAGGAGACUUUUAAAGAUGCACUACAUGUUUUUUGAGAUCAUUAAUAAAAUAAGCAUUGUGAAAACAGUCAAGGCAAUAUGAAUAUCUCUGUGUAGCUAAUUGAAUUGGAACUGGAAAAAUGCAGACCUCUAAAAUUGAAAAUGUAAAUAUUUUAAAUAUCUACAAUAAAAUAAAAACAGCUAAUAGCA